CCUUACUUAUCACCGAAAAAUAUAAACAUAUCCCCCCAAACGAAUCACCAACACAACACGCGUCGUCCCAACCAGUGUCCAUUGCAGACAAAUUUAAAAAUCGCGCACACUGACGCUUGAGACUAUCGGACUACCGACCAAUCGAACAACUAAACAAUCGAAUGCGCGCUAACGAUCCAAAGACGUUGUGCAACACGAGCGGGCGCUUAACGGAAGAGAACAGCUGACCGCUGAUACGUGCGUGGUUCGCGGCAGUAAUUACAUAAAGUUUUGAGCCUCUGACGCGAUACUCGCGAACAUUCGCCACCGGUCGAAACCCCAGUUAAAGGUCACCAGUCACUCCCACCAUGUACAGAGUUGUUGCUAUUGUGCGGGAGCGCGCUGGCCUCUUCACGUGCCAGCAGUUGACGCAAACCCCGCAGCAGCAGCAGCACCAGCAGGUGAGCCUCCGGCUGGUUAACCUCCACGGGGCCCUCGGGUUAAGUCAGCCUUUCACCCCGCAGCCACGAUUUUACAGCCAGCAGGCAGGACGCAGGCCCGGCUUCUUCUCGCAGUUCAUAGACAACAUGCGCUCGGAGAUGGAUAAGAGCAAGGAGAUCAAGGACAACAUUCGCAAGUUCCGGGAGGAGGCUCAGAAGCUUGAGGAGUCGGACGCCUUGAAGUCGGCGCGACAAAAGUUUAAUAUUGUCGAGUCGGAGGCGCAGAAGUCGUCGAGCAAGCUGAAAGAGCAGCUGGACGCCAUCAAGGAUAAGGUGGGUGAUGUUCUCGACGAUGCAAGCAAGUCGGAUCUCGCGAAGAAGGUUACCGAGGAGCUGUCGAAGAAGGCCAAGGGCGUCAGCGACACGAUCUCGGACACCAGCGGGAAGUUGGGCCAGUCCGGUGCUUUCCAGGCCAUCUCUAACACGACGACGAUAAUCAAGAAGGAAAUGGACAUGACUAGCAUAGAAAAUCGCGUAUACAGGCCGCCUGCCCAGCUGCGUAAGCGCGUCCAGCUGGAUAUGAGCGACAGUGAUCGCGUUGUGGAGCCCAACACGGAAGCAACUGGUAUGGAACUGCACAAGGACUCCAAGUUCUACGAGUCAUGGGAGAACUUUAAGAACAACAACACGUACGUGAACAAGGUCCUCGACUGGAAGGUAAAGUACGACGAGUCUGAUAACCCCAUGAUCCGUGCCUCCCGCCUGCUAACCGACAAAGUGUCCGAUGUGAUGGGAGGUCUCUUUUCAAAGACUGAGCUCUCCGAAACGAUGACAGAGCUGGUCAAGAUCGACCCGAGCUUUGAUCAAAAGGAGUUUCUUCGAGACUGCGAAACAGACUUCAUUCCUAACAUACUGGAGGCAAUUGUUCGGGGCGACUUGGAGAUACUGAAGGACUGGUGCUUCGAGAGCACAUACAACAUUAUCGCCACGCCCAUUACGACGGCAAAGAAGGCCGGCCUUUAUCUGGACUCGAAGAUCCUUGACAUCGAGAACAUUGAGCUGGCCAUGGGCAAGGUGAUGGAGCAGGGUCCCGUGCUGAUCGUCACGUUCCAGGCGCAGCAAAUCAUGUGCGUCCGGGACCAAAAGGCCCAAGUGGUCGAGGGCGAUCCGGAGAAGGUGAUGCGGGUGCAUUACGUCUGGGUGCUGUGUCGCGACCGCAACGAACUCAACCCCAAAGCGGCAUGGAGACUCUUGGAGCUAGCCGCUAACAGUCAGGAGCAAUUUGUUUAGCUCGCCCGCUAUUGCUAAGCCCAUCUGUUUUUUUUUAACGAGCAGUUUAAGUUUCCCGCAUUCACAUCCACAAAAACGAACGAAAAAGAUCACUGGACACUGAGCUUUGACGAUGAACUGACCACGAACUCGACGACGAUGACCCGCAGGACUCUAUCCAAAUGUGUGUACAAAGGUUUCGCUUUCGAUUGCUUUGAAAGUUUUGUCCGCCUCUAGUCGACUGCGUCCGCCCGGCAGGGGCUGCUGGUCGGUCCCGCGAACUUUAUCCCCCCGAAUCACCGGACCGGGCGCAGCAGUCUGUCGGCACGGCUCGUACCCCUUUAAAAAAGGAUGCCUUCGGUCGGCCGUUCCUUGCGGUCACGCCCCGCACCGGUCCACGUCCGGCAUCGUUCGCGAACGGUGCGGGUAGUGGCCAUCGGGAUCGUGGUUCUCCGCUGGUGUCCUGGCCAAAUCGAAAACGUUGAAGCUUAAAGUGCAAGCGUUCUAUGCCGUCGCAGGCAUAGGCAUAGAAUCAGUAGUGAGCAUAAGACAAAUUGUUGAGUAUAGAAGUUGUGUUUAGGUAUUUUAAGGCCCCAGACCCCCCCGUAUCAUCUCGAUCCCGACUCAGAUCCCGAUCCCCCCGUCUCUUGUAAAUACGGAAUUCGCCCUGGUUAGCUUGGGCAACGGCAAAUUGACUGUACACACGGAAUCCAAAGAGUUGUACUGACAUCUCCGAAACGCCGAACUCAAAAUGUCUAGAAAAAAAUAAAAAACUUCAAUAUUUUUAGAUAUA
Molecule: messenger RNA, 2481 nt
Organism: Drosophila serrata
Lineage: Eukaryota; Metazoa; Arthropoda; Insecta; Diptera; Drosophilidae
Product: mitochondrial import inner membrane translocase subunit TIM44
Biological process (GO): protein import into mitochondrial matrix
Cellular component (GO): mitochondrial inner membrane
Molecular function (GO): protein-folding chaperone binding
Source: RefSeq, a predicted model, not a curated record